Protopolystoma xenopodis is the source of this 390-nucleotide messenger RNA. NCBI's taxonomy places the organism in Eukaryota, Metazoa, Platyhelminthes, Monogenea, Polystomatidea, Polystomatidae. The record is from the annotation of a GenBank genome assembly.
AUGUACAUCCAAGAACAUAAAAAUGUUGCUGUCCGUCGUCAAUGCGCAGUGCACGUAGCAGCUGCGGCAGAACGCCUAGGGGCUGCCAGGCUCCUUCAUGCCAAUAAUCCAACCUCAACCAACAGUUAUGGCUCUGGUGUUAGUUUUGCUUAUGGACAUGCGACUACAAACACCUGUUCAGGCUCCGUUAUGGGUUUAUCCUCUUGGGCCUCUAUGGGUGCCCUGCCGACAGGGUCUGGUGGUUGCGCAAACAUGUCAUUGGCAGCAGCAGCAACUAAUACAACUGUAACUACAGCAAGUAGCUCGGGAUCUGGGACUGCAAAUAUGGCGGAGCGCAUUAUUGUGGCAAUGGCUCAGUUUCUAAUGGAUAGCAAUCAGGAAACUAGGUGA